This is a messenger RNA of Sebastes umbrosus (honeycomb rockfish), 5574 nucleotides long. It is a transcript of the gene trappc9, whose product is annotated as trafficking protein particle complex 9. The coding region runs from base 162 to 3611 and encodes 1149 amino acids. The transcript is spliced from 23 exons. Lineage: Eukaryota; Metazoa; Chordata; Actinopteri; Perciformes; Sebastidae. The record is from RefSeq and is a predicted model, not a curated record. Gene Ontology annotation, cellular component: trans-Golgi network.
UGACUACAACUGUAUCACAAUAAAACACGCUUACUAGAAUUGUGAUGGUUUUAUUUUGAAAAGGGGCCACCGGAUGUUCUGCUGUUGUUACAAACAUACUGGUCCAAAGAAGGAAGCUGCACAACUUGACAGGUUACUGCUAAGAUAAACCACAUGCAAAGAUGAGCGUCCCAGACUACAUGCAAUGUGCCGAGGACCACCAGACGGUACUAGUGGUGGUCCAGCCGGUCGGCAUUGUACCCGAGGACCAGUUCUUCAAGAUCUACAAACGCAUCGCCAGCGUGAGCCAGGUGAGCAUCAGGGACUCCCAGCGACUCCUCUACAUCCGCUACCGCCACCACUACCUGCCUGAAAACAAUGAGUGGGGAGACUUCCAGACGCACCGCAAGGUGGUGGGCCUCAUCUCCAUCACCACCUGUGCCUCGGCCAAGGAGUGGCCCCAGACUGCAGAGCGCUUCCACGGCCAGAAGGAGGUGUACAGCUCCACGCUGUUCGAUUCGCGGCUGCUGGUGUUCGGGCUGCAGGGAGAUAUCGCAGAGCAGCAGCGGACAGACGUGGCCUUCUACCCCAGCUUUGAAGACUGCCCCGAUGUGGAGAAGAGAGUGGAUGACUUUGUGGAGUCGAUAUUUAUUGUUCUGGAGUCCAAGCGGCUUGACCGGGCCACUGACAAGUCAGGAGACAAGAUACCACUGCUCUGUGUGCCCUUUGAGAAGAAGGACUUUGUGGGUUUGGACACGGAUAGCAGGCAUUACAAAAAGCGUUGCCAGGGGCGGAUGAGGAAGCAUGUCGGGGACUUGUGUCUCCAAGCGGGCAUGCUGCAGGACGCCCUGGUCCACUACCACAUGGCUGUGGAGCUGCUCAGGGGGGUUAAUGACUUCCUCUGGCUGGGUGCUGCGUUGGAGGGUUUGUGUUCAGCCUCCGUCAUAUUCCACUACCCCGGAGGCACAGCGGGGAAGACAGCAGGACGCAAGCCAAGCUUGUCCCAGCCAGCAGACGCAGGGAAACGCCACAGACCAGGCGCUCAGGAGGUUCUCAUUGAUCCAGGUGCCCUCACGGCCAACGGCAUUAGUGCAGACACCAGCACUGAGAUUGGAAGAGCAAAGAACUGCCUGAGUCCUGAGGACAUUAUCGAGAAAUACAAAGAGGCCAUCUCCUACUAUGGAAAGUAUAAGAACGCGGGCGUGAUCGAGCUGGAGGCCUGCGUGAAAGCGGUCCGGGUGUUGGCCAUUCAGAAGCGGGCGAGGGAGGCCUCCGAGUUCCUACAGAACGCCGUUUAUAUCAACCUGGGACAGCUCUCAGAAGAGGAGAAGAUCCAGCGCUACAGCAUACUGUCCGAGCUCUACGAGCUGAUCGGCUUCCAUCGCAAGUCAGCGUUUUUCAAGCGCGUCGCAGCCAUGCAGUGUGUGGCUCCCACCAUCCCAGAGCCGGGCUGGAGGGCCUGCUACAAGCUGCUGCUGGAGACGUUGCCUGGAUACAGCCUGUCACUUGACCCCAAGGACUUCAACAAAGGUACCCACCGAGGCUGGGCUGCUGUUCAGAUGCGCCUCCUACAUGAACUGGUGUACGCCUCCCGUCGCAUGGGCAACCCCGGCCUGUCUGUGCGCCACCUGUCCUUCCUGCUGCAGACCAUGCUGGACUUCCUGUCUGAUCAAGAGAAGAAAGAGGUGACCCAGAGUCUGGAGAACUACACCUCCAAGUGUCCGGGUGGAAUGGAGGUCAUUACGCUUCCUGAUGGCCUGAAGCUCCCUCCGGUGCCUUUUACAAAGCUCCCCAUUGUCCGAUCAGUGAAGCUCCUCAAUCUGCCCGUCAGUCUGCGUCCUCACAAAGUGAAAGGCCUGCUGAGUCAGAAUAUGUCCACCGCCAGCCCCUUCAUCUACUCGCCAAUCAUCAUGCACAACAGAGGAGAGGAGCGUUGUAAGAAGAUCGACUUCCAGUGGGUUCAAGGAGAUGUUUGUGAAGUGCAGCUCAUGGUCUACAACCCCAUGCCGUACGAACUGCGUGUGGAGAACAUGGGUUUGCUGACAUCUGGUGUGGAGUUUGAAUCCCUGCCUGCUGCGCUGUCCCUGCCUGCAGAGUCUGGCCUGUACCCCGUCACUCUGGUUGGCGUCCCGCGUACAGCUGGCAACAUCACUGUCAAUGGUUACCACACGUCUGUGUUUGGUGUGACCAGCGAUUGCCUGUUGGAGGGCCUGUCUAGCGUGAAGACUAGUGGCUGUUUGGUGGAGGUCAUUCCCUCCCUUCCUCGUCUCCAGCUCAGCACAUCACUACCACGGUCAGCCCACACGUCUCAGCCAACGUCCAAAGAGGAGCUGUCCAGCACCGUGUCCGUCCAGCUUUUCAACGGAGAGACGCAGCAGCUGACCAUCACCUUGGAGAACAUUGGAUCUGUGGACAUCGAGACUCUGGAGCUCACCUCUAAGACUGUCAACACCAAAGAGAAAGUGUUUGGGGAUUUUCUGAGCUGGGAGCUAGAGGAGGCUUUGUCUCACCUGCCUCUAAAGUCUGGCCAGGCCGUGACACUGACCGUCAGCAUCAAAGUCAAGCUGGACUUCUCUGGUCAGGAGAACCUGCUGCAGGACCUCAAUGAUGAUGGGAUCAGUGUGACAGGCCUGCCAAUAUCCAGUCCGCUGCGCCAAGUCCUCAAACCCCGGCCCGAGAACAAAUCUGUCGGCAGCGAGUCCGGCAAGGCAGAGUACAGCCAUGUUAAGAGUUUGGAAGCAGUGCUGAACUUCAAGUACUCGGGGGGAGCUGGCAAAGUGGAGGGCUACUACCGGGAGCUGUCUUUGGGAGUCCAUGUUGACGUGGAGCCAUCUGUGUUCUUCACCAGAGUCAACACCCUCCCUGCAACCAGCACCCGCCAGUGUCACCUACUGCUGGACAUCUUCAACCCAACAGAGCAUGAGCUCACUGUCAGCGCCAAGAACAACCAGGACCUGGUUCUCCAUGCCAGCGAGUGCCAGAGGAUGGCCAUCCAGGUGGACAAGUUUGACUUUGAGAGUCUGCCACAGCCGGACCAGGAGACAGCACGCUUCACUAACCCCAAACAGCUGGAGGAGGAGCGACAGCAUGCCCAGGGCUGCCAGAUCAACAGCAAGCUGGGCAUCUGUUGGAGCAUCCCUUCCCUGCGGCGUCGUGGAGAGGCCAGUGUGGAGGGAGUCCUCAACCAGCUGGUCCUGGAGCACCUACAGCUCGCUCCUUUGCAGUGGGAUGUGUUGGUGAAUGGGAAGCCAUGUGACUGCGAUGUCAUUGCCGACUGUAAAGCGGGUGAAGCUGUGACCCUGGAGGUACAACUGACCAAUCUGAGCAAGAACUCAGUGGGGCCCCUGGCUCUGACUGUGGUGCCCUAUCAGGACUACCAGAACGGAGUCCAGAACUACGAUCUGGAGGACGCGGUCACCUUCAUCGGCUCCAACACCUUCUACAUCGAAACGGUUAAACCCAAAGAAAACUCUGUCUGUGUGGGAGCCCUGCUCUUCCUCUACACUGGAGAUUUCUACCUUAACAUCAAGUUCCAGGACGACAGUGCUGGACGAGAGCUUCCUUUAGCCUGGUUCACUCUGCCCAGUGUCCACAUCCGAGCCCUGGAUGCUCCGCUACAGGCCGGGGCCUGAGCGGCUGGUGGCAUCAUCAUUUUAGCUCUGAGUGAAAGAUGAAGGGUUUUGUUGCUGAUGUUCUCUGUAAAUACAAUAUUCUUAUGAAUUCAAUCACAUGUAAAUAUAACUUUGUUAAAGGUUGCAGCAUUUGAAUAUACACACUCCUGCACACUGUCAGUGUGUACGUUGCUAUCUAGCUAAUGAUACAGCUAACAUUUUUACAGUUGGCUGUUUUGGGUUGAUUAGAAACAAGCCGUUUCUCUUUCUUUCUGAACGCUUUUUAAAGGCUCGGACCUAAAUCAGUUAAUAGUUUUAUAGUUGAAGUAAAUUUGCAUUGUGCUUUCGCGUUGAGUUUAAGUUUGACACAUGAAUUCACAACAUUGACCAAUAGCAAACUGUACUGAUCUCUGACGGAACUGAGCUGGACUUGAUUUUCUUUUCUUUCCUGAAGGCAUCACCCAUCCUACUUUGCCUCUGAUUGGCUUACCCUAUAUAUAUAUAUUCUAUAUAUACAUAUAUAUAGAAUAUAUAUACAGAAUAUGUACUGUAUAUUUUCAAUUCAAUUUUUCACAUUAUAAGAACAGUGAGCAAAAAACAAAUAAGAAAAAAAAAACACAUGAGGUCAUGCGCUGGGCAGUAAAUUAAGGCAAAUAUAAAAACAAACAAAUUUAAAAUAAAACAUUGCACAUGGUACAUAUAAUGAUUAUAAAAGAUCUGUCUCAUUGGAUGAAUGCCAAGUACCAUUUUUCAUGGACCAUUUUUCUCCCAAUUCUUUUGGGAGUUCCAGAAGAGGUAGCUGUGUUAUACUGAAACCAGUAUUUUGUAAUUGCCUUCUUACUUGCUGCCAGCAAGAUCUUUAGGAGGUAGGUAUCAUCUUUACUUAGUCCGUCAGGGAUAUAUCCAAGAUAGAGGCAUGUGAAUGUCAAACUAAUAUAUUAUCAAAGCCACAUUUUUUUUACGAUCUUGCAUAUGUAGGUGAUACCAGAAUAGGCCCACUGUCUAUAUCUAUGAUCUCGCAAUGCUGGCAUAAAAUCAGGCCAUGCGGCCAUCUAUGCAAUUUAACCUCUCUUAUGCUGAUAUUUUUACCCUAACCCCUAAUCUCACUCCUCAUGCCUAAACCUAACCAAUCCAACCAACCAAGGCAAAGAGUACUAGCCAAUCAGAGGCAGAGUAGGGUAGGUCACUUCUUAGGAGGAUUUGUAAUUUAGCAAGCAGGACAGUCCACAAUAUAGUGAGCUAUCUUAUUAGCUGUGUUGCACCAUCUAAUUUUACUGACCCUGCUCUGUCGGAGUAUAAACGCUCCACCAAAAGCUCCACUGAAGAGAUGCAGUAUGGUUUCUAUGGUCAAUGUGAGACAGGAAUAGAUGCUACAAUUGCAUUUACUGGAAUUAACUGUGUAAACUUAUUUCCGGUUUGCGCCUUUUUAGCUAGCCAGCUUGCUAACUUGUAGUUAGCUAAGUGUUGGCUAGCUAGUCUAGUAGCAACGAAUGGUAGCCAGGGCAUGAAAUGCAAACGAAGUAGUCACUAUGUCACCAGGCUUCCAGCGCCUACUAUUUUGCGAGGAUAUUCGCACGUCCAAUUUAUUUUGCGUCCGAGCACUAACAUCAUUGUCACACUUUUUCUUAUUUUUAGUAGUUUGAUUGUUGAAUCACAGUGCCAUUUAUUCCGUUGAGUCUUUUGUUACCUUGUAUUUCGAAUUACAAAAUAUCUACUGAAGGAAAACAAGAAGAAUUUGUGUUACUGGGCAGAAGAUUGAUGAAGAAAAAGAAGAAGAAGAAGAAGAGGAGCUUUAAACCAACACUGGAAAUGUGAUUAGCCAGAAUCUAUAGCCAGUUAUUUACACAUAAAAUCUAUUUAUUUCUACUGCUGUAUGGACAUUUUCUUUGUGCCACAACACUGAAUUACUGAUGAAUCUGACCGUCCUAGAUUAGCCUAUCAUUAUGUGUGACAUAUAAUUGUUGUAAAUAAAUGUUAAAAGAAG